This is a messenger RNA of Galleria mellonella (greater wax moth), 2340 nucleotides long. RefSeq names its product serpin B10 (gene serpin-10). Gene Ontology annotation, molecular function: serine-type endopeptidase inhibitor activity. The record is from RefSeq and is a predicted model, not a curated record. Bases 190 to 1722 code for a protein of 510 amino acids. The transcript has 8 exons. Lineage: Eukaryota; Metazoa; Arthropoda; Insecta; Lepidoptera; Pyralidae.
GUAAGCCGGCUUCCGCGAACGUCACUCUACUUGAGGACGGCGCAUGCGCGGUCGUUUCCCGCGCUUUUUUGACGUUUCACGUUUUUAAUAAAAUCUACCGGCAGUGUUUAUUUUUUUAAUUAGUGUGCAUCGGUGUUACAAUCGGACAGUUUUAUACCAUUGAACAAAGGAAGAAUCAAGUUGUGAGAAAUGCGCCAGUACUUAUGCGUGCUGUUUUUGUGUGUGGGGUUUAGCAACGCCCGGUGGUUGCGCAGUUCAAGAUCUGUUCAACCCAAAGAGUCCAGUUUCGUGGGGGAGGCCACCAAUGAGUUGAGUACGGCGCUCUUCCAGAGCUACAUUGAUGACGAUAAAGAUAUUGCCUUUUCACCGCUUGGUUAUGCAGCUAUUCUGGCUAUUUUAGCAGAAGGUGCUAAAGGUGACACUAGACAACAGCUGGUCUCUGCGCUUCAUCUUCCACAAGAUGAGCAACUCACUCGAAAGGCCUUUUAUUAUAUUAUGAAUAGACUGAAAAAUACAAAUGAAUAUAAAUACAAUAAGCCGGAAUUGAAAAAUUACUUUUACGUAUUCAAGAAUUACACAAUAAAUGAGGAGUAUAAGAAAAUAUUAGAAGACUAUUAUUUAACAGAAGUUAGGUCUGUAGAGAGAUAUGGUGAAGCUGAUCAUUCUUGCAAAGAUGAAAAUUGUUUAUCAGAAACGAAACCCAGUGAGAAAGAAGAUAACUCAGAGUUGAUGCCUAAAGAAACAGAUGAGAAAUUAAUAUCUUUUGCAAUUGAUGAUAAACCAGAAAAAGUGGAUGUUACUACUACUGAAUAUAAGCCUGCAAAAAAUAUUAAGGAGAAAAUUAAACUGGUCAAGACUUAUCCUAAAAAGCAGGAUGCAGAAGAUGAUGAAGAAACUAUGGUAGCUGUAGAAGCUAGAAAUCAUGCAAGAAGUAUUCAAAUAUUGGAUGACAAAAUGGAUAUAACAUCCAGCAUGUCUGCUAAUUAUGUUGCAAAGAAAGUUAGCCCAUCAUCAUCUGAAACCAAAUCUCUAAUGUUAAUUUUCAACGGCCUGUACUUCCGUGGUUCGUGGAAACAGCCGUUUGAUGUCGUUGAACCGGGUGUCUUCUAUAAAUCCAAUACUGAGAAGAAACAAGUCCCUAUGAUGAAAGGAAGAGGUGUCUAUAGGACUGCAUCACUGCCUGGACUUGACAGUGAAGCUAUUCAACUACCAUACGAUGGUGGACGUUACGCAUUGAUGUUGGUGGUGCCACGGUCACGUGAUGGUCUCACGCGUCUCAUCGCAGACCUGCCGUCGAGCCCUAUAUCUGAGAUCGAAGACAGUCUGCGCGAAGAAGAGCUGCAAGUCUCCUUGCCGACGUUCUUCGUGGAAACCACCACUAAGCCCAUCGCUGCUUUGGCUAAGUUCGGCGUGAGCAGCAUCUUCAGUCGUACUCACGCGGAGCUGACCGGCGUCUCCGAGAUGGAGGGUCUGUUCGUACAGGAGCUGGUGCAGUAUGUCGCCAUCAGGGUUGAGAAUAACGACGCAUCGGUUUCUGAACUAUCAGCUAGCAACCCCGUUGGAGAGUCGCUCAAGAAUCUACCACUAUCUCAGUUGAAGCCGGUCCGUCACUUCAACGUUGAACAUCCAUUCAUAUUCUUCAUCAUGGAUUAUUUGGACAACUUAAUCGUAGCGAGCGGCAAGAUCGUUGACCCCCAACAGCAUAAACCAAUAGAAAUUUAAUUAAAAAAAAAAAAAACUCUAUAAAUGAAACGAUUUUUAAAACUUUGGAUUCCAAGUUUAAAAUAGUAGUCAGUCGUCAUGUUCUUUUUUUGUAAACGGCUAGUUUAUUUUACAUUUUGUAAUUCGUUUAGUUUCAAAUGUUCUUUUUUUUAAGCAUUUAACUAUUAAUUUAUUUUCUAUUUUCGUUAAAUCGUAUUCUGCUGUGAAAUUAAAUACUCUCUGUUUCAAUGCAAAUUAAUGAAUAGGUAACAAUAUUUUGUUGAAAUUAUCAUAGAAACACUAUCUAAAUUAAAUUAGAAACAAAUCGAAUCAUUCAUUCGAUUAAUCGAUUUUUAUAUAUGUAUUACUGUUAGACAUCAGCAAAUAGUCUUAUGGUUAGAUUAGCUAUACGUUUGUUUACAUUUUCACUAAAUUCUAUUGAAAUAGUCUAUUAUAAUAAUGAAUAUAUAAACUGAGAUUUCUACCCAAAAAAAAAAAAACCAGAUGCAUUUGAUAACGAACAAGUACACAGCUUAGGUAAGUUAGUAGUCUAAUUAUUUAGUUAAGUAGAUGUUAUUUAUUUUAUUUAAUAAUAUUAUGGAUGAUGUGAUUUUGUGAUUAAAUUAUUUAUUUAUGUGG